AUGACCACAACCAGAGAGACCAAGGCGUAUACAACCCUCGACCAGAGCUCGAUGCCUAAUUUCAACUCAUCUUGGGUUAAUUACAAAGGCGCGUGGUUCACUACUAUUUUUGUUGUUGUGGCACUCAAGGCCUUGUUCACCGUAAUUCCAUUCAUCAGCCCAGAAGCAAGCUGGACAUUGACAAACCUAUCCUUCAAUUGCGGUCAUUACAUAAUGUUCCAUUGGGUGCAAGGCAUUCCUUUCGAGAACAAUCAAGGUGCAUACGAUGGUCUGACCUUGUGGGAACAAAUUGACGGAGGAGUCCAAUUCACAGCCACUCGCAAGUUCUUGACGGCUGUUCCGAUUGCACUGUUUCUCUUGAGCACACACUACACACACUAUGACUUUUUCCUGUUUGCCAUCAAUUUUACCGCACUGCUGGUAGUGUUGGUUGCCAAAUUGCCUGUCAUGCACCGAGUGCGUAUAUUUGGCAUCAAUAAGUUGGACUACGACAUGGACUGA
Molecule: messenger RNA, 501 nt
Organism: Phycomyces blakesleeanus NRRL 1555(-)
Lineage: Eukaryota; Fungi; Mucoromycota; Mucoromycetes; Mucorales; Phycomycetaceae
Exons: 3
Coding region: 1-501 (166 amino acids)
Biological process (GO): negative regulation of ceramide biosynthetic process; intracellular sphingolipid homeostasis; ceramide metabolic process
Cellular component (GO): endoplasmic reticulum membrane
Source: RefSeq, a predicted model, not a curated record